Lathyrus oleraceus (garden pea) is the source of this 610-nucleotide messenger RNA. RefSeq lists its product as uncharacterized. NCBI's taxonomy places the organism in Eukaryota, Viridiplantae, Streptophyta, Magnoliopsida, Fabales, Fabaceae. The transcript is spliced from 3 exons. The coding region runs from base 149 to 451 and encodes 100 amino acids. The record is from RefSeq and is a predicted model, not a curated record.
UUUAAUUAAUUAAUUAAAGAAUGAAAUUAAUUUUAAAUGAAUUUAUUUUCCCUUUAUAUAUAAAGAAGAAGAAGAUUCAUACACGCUGAAACACUUGUGCCUACAUAAUUCUAUAACUUUUCUUCUCAAAAAAUCUGAAAACUCUAUCAUGGAGCAAAAUAAGGAGAAAAAUACCCCUUGGCUAUCAGUACCACAGUUUGGAGAAUGGGAUCAGAAGGGUCCAUUGCCAGAUUACUCUAUGGAUUUUUCUAAAAUCCGAGAAAUGCGAAAACAGAACAAGACUAAUGCGUCAAGAGCAAGUCUUGGUAAUGAGGAGGAGUUUACAACUUCUGUUCAGAAAGAUACAAAAACGGAUGACAGUGAGAUUCAACAUCCUCACUAUCACAAAACUAACUCUUCAGCGACAAGGAGGAGCUUCUUGAGCUACUUCAACUGUUGCAUAAAAGCUUGAGAUUCAAGGGUUCCACAUUUCUUGAGUCUUCUAAAUAUUGUUGAUUAUUAGAAUUAUGCAUUUUUUCUUGGUCAUAUUAAUCUUGCCUAGUUUUUUAGAAAAACAAUUACAAUCUCUUUUGUGUCUUCUAAAGAUAAUUGAUCGGUACAAUUAUGCUUU